This is a messenger RNA of Salvelinus fontinalis (brook trout), 3465 nucleotides long. RefSeq names its product B-cadherin-like. Lineage: Eukaryota; Metazoa; Chordata; Actinopteri; Salmoniformes; Salmonidae. Gene Ontology annotation, biological process: homophilic cell-cell adhesion; calcium-dependent cell-cell adhesion; adherens junction organization. Gene Ontology annotation, molecular function: cadherin binding; calcium ion binding. Gene Ontology annotation, cellular component: catenin complex; adherens junction; cytoplasm. The record is from RefSeq and is a predicted model, not a curated record.
GAAAGCAUAGAUUUGAACGAGAGAGACGUUUCCCCUCUACGCAUAAACUCAUUACUUUUUACUGUUGGUGGAACGACUGUCCACAAAUUAUUUAAAACAAAUGGGGGCAUUUUGGUUCGUGGAGCUGGGCGUAUUAAUAUUAUUUCUCCAGGCUUUCAAACCAGGGUUGUCGGAGGAGUCAAAAUGUCUUCCAGGUUUCAAUUCAGAAAUGUACAUUUUCAAAGUGGAAAGAAAUCACUUACAAAGUGGCCGGAGUCUUGGGAAAGUGGUUUUUGAUGACUGCACCAGCCGUACCAGCUUUCUCUUUCACUCCGAGGAUUCACGCUUCAAAGUAGAUGGCGACGGGACGCUGAAACUGAAGAGGGGGCUGACUCUGCAUAAUGGACAUAAGGAGUUCUAUGUCUCUACCCAGUCCAAGGGCAAGAAGAUCAUGGUUCCAGUCAGAGUGCUGCAUGAGGCCAGACAUGGCCACAACCACAAUCACCAUGAGAUGACCACCCAGCCCAAGCCAGGAGAAAGUCUGUCUCUACCUGUUCUGAACUUCCCCAAGUCUUCAGGAGGUCUGAAAAGAAGGAAGAGGGACUGGAUCAUUCCUCCCAUCAACUUCCCAGAGAAUGACCGAGGCCCGUUCCCCAAGAAUAUGGUGCAGAUCAGGUCCAACAAUGAUAAAGAGGUGAAGAUCCAGUACAGCAUCACUGGCGCUGGGGCAGACCUACCUCCUGUGGGACUCUUCACUGUGGACAAAAACUCUGGAACUCUCUAUGUGACCCAGCCUUUGGACAGGGAGAAAAAAGACAAAUACAUUCUCCUAGUCCAUGCUGUUGCAGUGGGUGCAGGUACAGCUGAGGAUCCCAUGGAGAUCAUUGUGAAAGUCAUUGAUAUGAAUGACAACAAACCUGAAUUUACCCAAGAUCCAUUUACGGGAACAGUCCCUGGGGCAUCAAAACCAGGUGACGAGGUCAUGCAGAUAACGGCCACUGAUGCUGAUGAGGAGGGCUCUGACAAUUCUGAUGUCAGAUACACCAUUAUCAGUCAGGAGCCUCCACUACCAAGCCCCAACAUGUUUGUCAUCAACCCUGUGACUGGAGGGAUUCGGGUUAACGCACCUGGGUUGAACAGAGAGAAAUUUACCAAAUAUACUUUGGAAAUCCAAGCUGCCGAUAUGGAGGGAAAUGGCCUUACCAGCGUUGGCAAAGCCAUCAUUACAGUAACGGACAGCAAUGACAACGCGCCACAGUUUGUGACGCCUUCGUACACCGUGUCAAUCCCAGAGAAUAAAGUGGAUGCCUUGGUGGUGAAAAUGCCCGUGACUGAUGGAGAUGAGCCUCACUCCUCUGCCUGGGCCACCACCUACAAGAUAGUUGACGGGGACCCUCAAGGCCUUUUCCAUGUGUGCACAGGCCCCAGCAAGCUGGAGGGCAUCAUUAUGACAGUAAAACCAGGAGAAAGUCUGUCUCUACCUGUUCUGAACUUCCCCAAGUCUUCAGGAGGUCUGAAAAGAAGGAAGAGGGACUGGGUCAUUCCUCCCAUCAACUUCCCAGAGAAUGACCGAGGCCCGUUCCCCAAGAAUAUGGUGCAGAUCAGGUCCAACAAUGAUAAAGAGGUGAAGAUCCAGUACAGCAUCACUGGCGCUGGGGCAGACCUACCUCCUGUGGGACUCUUCACUGUGGACAAAAACUCUGGAACUCUCUAUGUGACCCAGCCUUUGGACAGGGAGAAAAAAGACAAAUACAUUCUCCUAGUCCAUGCUGUUGCAGUGGGUGCAGGUACAGCUGAGGAUCCCAUGGAGAUCAUUGUGAAAGUCAUUGAUAUGAAUGACAACAAACCUGAAUUUACCCAAGAUCCAUUUACGGGAACAGUCCCUGGGGCAUCAAAACCAGGUGACGAGGUCAUGCGGGUAACGGCCCCUGAUGCUGAUGAGGAGGGCUCUGCCAAUUCUGAUGUCAGAUACACCAUUAUCAGUCAGGAGCCUCCACUACCAAGCACCAACAUGUUUGUCAUCAACCCUGUGACCGGAGGGAUUCGGGUUAACGCAGCUGGGUUGGACAGAGAGAAAAUUCCCAAAUAUACUUUGGCAAUCCAAGCUGCCGAUAUGGAGGGAAAUGGCCUUACCAGCGUUGGCAAAGCCAUCAUUACAGUAACGGACAGCAAUGACAACGCGCCUUCGAUAGUUGACGGGGACCCUCAAGGCCUUUUCAGUGUGAGCACAGGCCCUAGCAACCUGGAGGGCAUCAUUACAACAGCCAAGCCACUUGACUUUGAGAAGAACAACAAGUACACUCUGCUGGUCAUUGUGCAGAAUGAAGUCCCAUUUGCAAUCAGCCUGCCCACCUCCACUGCUACUGUUGUAGUGAAUGUGGAGGAUGUGAAUGAAGCUCCAGUCUUCACCCCAGUGGAGAAGAUUAUCAGGAAACCUGAGGACCUCCCUGUUGACAGUGACCUGGUUCUGUACCCAGCCACAGACCCAGACACUGCAAGGAGUCAGAAAGUCUCAUACAAGAUACGCAAUGAUCCUGCUGGAUGGCUAAGUAUUAACAAAGACACUGGGCUGAUCAAAGUCAAGAGCCUAAUGGACAGAGAAUCCACUUUUGUCCAAAACAACAAAUACUCUGUUAUUGUUCUGGGCAUCGACAACGAUGAAAUCCCGGCAACUGGCACUGGCACCCUUAUCAUAGAGCUGGAGGAUGUGAAUGAUAAUGCUCCAACUAUCGACGAGAGUGUGAUCAAGGUCUGCAACAAGGAGUCCUCCCCACAGCUGCUGUCAGUCACUGAUAAAGACGGCGCGGGCUUUGCUGCUCCAUACACCGUACAGCUUCAGGGGUUGUCCCAAUCUAACUGGACUGCCAGAAUGAACGACACAAAGACUGGCAUUAUCCUGACUCUGAAGACUAUGUUGGACAGUGGAGAUUACACGGUUGUCCUGAGAGUGUCUGACAACCAGGGCCUAUACCAUGACAGCACCGUCCAGGUCUCCGUGUGUGACUGCAAAGGAGCAGAUGUCCAGUGCACCGAUAAAGCUGUAGCAGGCUUCGGCCUCAGCAUUCUGGGAAUUCUAGGAGCAGUAUUACUACUCCUAUUGUUGUCUCUUCUGCUGCUCAUGUUCCUGAGGAAGAGAGGUGGUGAGAAGGAGCCUCAGGAGGACGAUGUCAUCUACUACUAUGACGAGGAGGGAGGUGGGGAGGAUGACCAGUUGAAAGGGAGAACUCACCAGACUAGCUCAGAACAAGCCCAUUAGGUUCUCCCUAUAAAGACUAUCCUUAAGCAUGACAUUUAUUUUACUGAAAGCCAAAUCAGCUUUAGGAUUUAUUUGUUAACUGAGAUUAAUUAACAAGCUCAAUAAUUGCUUUUAAAAAUGUUUGAUGAACAUCUAAGUUUGGGUCUUUUUUAUCAUUGUUUUUUCUUUCUUGCUUCUGAAGAGUGAAUUAUGUAUAUUUUUUAAUAAAGGAUAUCCCUUUAGUACAAUGA